Messenger RNA from Phragmites australis (common reed), 601 nucleotides. RefSeq lists its product as uncharacterized. The record is from RefSeq and is a predicted model, not a curated record. Bases 63 to 413 code for a protein of 116 amino acids. Lineage: Eukaryota; Viridiplantae; Streptophyta; Magnoliopsida; Poales; Poaceae. The transcript is spliced from 2 exons.
CCGGUCAGCACACGGCACAGUGGAAGUGUCAACACAUUCCCUCUACAACUAAGCCUUUAAACAUGUGGGAGGCAGCCACACUCUUCUCAUCCUGGCCAUCACUCCUAUACGCAAUACCGAUACACAAAACCUACGAGGCUAUAAGCAUGGUGUCCAAAACCUUGGCCGUGCUGCUGUGCGUCACCGUGGCGUCCCUUCUCGUCACGCAGGAGGUGGCCGCAGACACAGCCACUACACAAGGGCCGGCCACUGCGCACGUUGGUGGCAAGGUAGGCCAGAAGGACGAUAUCAGCAUCUCCAUUGGAGGCGGAGGUGGGCACGUCUCUAUUACUGGUUCCAUCCAUGUAGGAGACAAGGGCAAGCCUAAACACGACAGCAAGGAGACACCAAGUUAUGGGCAGCCUCACCCAUGAAGCAAUAUUGUUGACUCAGUAGUCGCACUCUUUGCGAGAGAAGGGAUCUGCAUACUGUACGACUAUGUAACUUUUACUACUCACACAACAAUAUUUUUGUGUAGGCGUAUCUACUCCGACUACGUAUUUAGCCAUCUUCGGGACAUGCUAAAGAAUAUAUAAGGGGCAUGUUAAUAAGUUACUGCAUA